This is a messenger RNA of Talaromyces stipitatus ATCC 10500, 1749 nucleotides long. Its product is annotated as bcs1 AAA-type ATPase, putative. Gene Ontology annotation, biological process: mitochondrial respiratory chain complex III assembly; protein insertion into mitochondrial inner membrane from matrix. Gene Ontology annotation, cellular component: mitochondrial inner membrane. Gene Ontology annotation, molecular function: ATP binding; ATP hydrolysis activity. The record is from RefSeq and is a predicted model, not a curated record. Lineage: Eukaryota; Fungi; Ascomycota; Eurotiomycetes; Eurotiales; Trichocomaceae. The transcript has a single exon. Bases 1 to 1590 code for a protein of 529 amino acids.
AUGCCAUCGUCUAUACCUCUACCCCGUGAAGCCAUAAAGCUAUUCAAACCAGGCUAUGCUCAUCUUCUGAACCUCCUCCAAAACUCAUUGGGCCUCGAUCCUCUGACGCUGGUGAAUACCGGCCUGCUUCUUGCUGGCAUUUUCACUUUUCUGCGCUACCUCUUCACCCGCGUCAUUGUCUUAUGGGUAACGGUGCGAAUCAACGACGAUGAUCAACUAUACGAUAGCCUGAUGAGGUGGAUGUCUGACCACCAAUUCAUGAACCGCCAAUUUCGAAGCGUCAAAGCCAUCAGUGCUUCUAAGAGUACAUGGGAAGAUGAGGAAGAGGCACUCAAAUCAAUGAUUCGCAACGGCAACAAAAAUAUCCUAACCGAGCCCGAUCCCAACAAUCUGAUUAGCUAUCGAACUAUUGUCGGAAGAUCACCAAUAAGUCUACAGCCGUUCCAGGGAACGCAUCUUUUCCGUCGUCAUGGGAGUUGGAUCCUUUUCCAACAUUUAGUCAAACGAGGCAGUGAAUUGGUACCUAAUGUCAAAGAGACGGGUUAUAUCCAGCUGAAGUGUCUGGGAUCCUCGUUUGCGCCCGUACGGGGACUACUUGAAGAGGCGCAGUUGUAUCAUCUUGAAAGAACAAAGACGACUACGACGGUACAUCGAGCGAUUUCGAACGUGCGUGACAUGAUUCGUUGGACGCGGUUUAGUGCCCGACCUUCGAGGGAUAUGUCGACUGUUAUUUUUGAUAAGAGAGCCAAACAGGAGCUUUUGCAGGAUAUUAAUGAAUAUCUUCACCCGCAUACAAGGAGGUGGUAUGCUAAUCAUGGUAUUCCGUAUAGACGUGGUUACUUGUUUUCAGGGGCGCCUGGGACGGGUAAGACUAGUCUGACAUCUGCUUUGGCUGGUGUCUUUGGAUUGGAUAUCUACGUGUUGAGUUUACUAGAUCCGAAUAUGAAUGAGUCGGCUUUGAUGAGGCUUAUGUCGGAGGUUCCGUCGCGAUGCAUUGUCUUAUUGGAGGAUAUUGAUGCUGCAGGCCUGAAUCGUCCGGCAAGUGAGCCAAAGCCAGGACACGCUCGAAGAAACAAGAUAGGCAACACCGCCGAAUCAACUGCGCCGAGUGUGACUCAGGGAAGUGUUCAAGGCAUCCAGAAUGGUUCUGCAGCGACGUCAGUCUCCUUGUCGGGUUUACUGAAUGCAAUUGACGGGGUAUCUUCGCAAGAGGGUCGUAUCCUGAUUAUGACCACGAAUUCACCCGAAUCUCUGGAUAAGGCUUUGAUUCGCCCCGGUCGUGUCGACAUGCAUAUUGCUUUUGAGCUUCCGUCCAAGGUCGACAUGCAAGAGUUGUUUCUGUCCAUGUAUCGAGACGAUACUGUUUCUGUCAUUCAUGGUUGUGAGGUGAAUACGAACAAGGAACAAGACAAGACGGAUAACCGGCACUUGGAGAGUCUUGCUGUCAGAUUCGCGGACUCCAUUCCGGAAAGGAAGUUUAGUCUUGCGGCUUUGCAGGGAUACCUUCUCCAAUACAAGAGAAGCCCUGAAGAGGCUUGUAGCAAAGCCGCUGAAUGGGCGGAGAAGAAACUGGCCGAGGAUGAUGAAUAGAUGAGACAACAACGUUAUGAUCAGCAAACUGCGGUUCUGGAUUGAAUAUAUAAUGUCACCGAGAUCAAAAUGAAGUAUAUAGAAUGUCACCGCACUCGCAAAACGGGAUAGUCUUCAAUUUCCAACAUCAUGGCAUGGAUAUAUUGAUCAUAUGGGGUC